AUGAAGGACGAAAGGUGUAUUUUUGUUAUUUUUCCUGAUGUUACUAAUAAUUUUAAAGAUGAAGAAGUCAUAAAAAAAUUAGAGGAAAAAAAUUUCAUUAUUUUAAAGAAAAAGAAAGUUCACUUAACAGAAAAUGAUAUAAAAGAAAUAUUUAAUUAUAAACCUGAGCAAUAUAAACAUAUAAAUGAAUUUUAUGAGUACAUAGAAAGUGGGGUGUCUGUUAUUUCUUUGCUCGAACAUAUGGAUGGAGAUACAUCAACAAAAUUAAAUUCUUUAAUUAAGAGCACGUCCAUCUUGAUAAAGGACGAGAAAUACUUUGAAUGCUUGGAAUAUCAGUGCAAUUUGAAGUGCAGAAACAUCCCCUUUUAUUUUAGCAAGAAUAACUGGUAUUUUAGCAGAGACCUGAACUAUUUUUUCCCGUUAUAUAACAAUAACAAUUUGGAAAGAACUUUAAUAAUAUUAAAACCAGACAUCAUAGAACAGAAUAACAUAAGUAAUAUAAUUAACGAUAUUUUAAACUUCGAUUUAUUAAUAGUAGCUAUAAAAAGGGGAACACUAUCCAUUGAUCAUGCAAAUAAAUUAUAUGAAGAUUCAUUAAAUAAGCCUUAUUACAACUCUCUGAUAGACUUCAUGACCUCUUCCAAGGGGAUAGUCUGCUUGGUAAUAGAAGGCAGGAACUGUAAAAAACGAGCACACAUUCUUUGCGGUCCCCCUGUAUCAGAGGUUAAUUUUGACGACAUGCCAAAAAGUUGCCUAAAAAGAAAAUAUGGAACUAGCGAAAUCAGAAAUGCCGUGGACAAAAUAGACAAAGAAAUAGAUCUAUUUUUCGGUGAUGAUAACUUUAAGUGUGAAAAGGGAAUUAUAUUAAUUAAAAAAAGCGCAUUAGAUCCAAAAGAUUUAAAUAAUUUGAGGAUGUAUUUAGACUAUUACGGAUUUCAAAUAGUAGAAGAAAAAAUAAUAUCAAUGAAGGAUGAGAGUAUAAAUAAUACGAUGGAAGAAGAAGAAAUUAGGAAUAUGUGUAUGAGUGAAGAAUAUAUAAUAACUAUUAUGGUAUCGAGAAUAAACUGCAUUAUGUGUCUUUAUUAUUUAAUGGGAUUAAGUACUGUAAAAGAGUCUGUAUUGAAAAGACCAAGAAGUAUAAGAAGUAUAUUUUUUAAAAAUGAUGAUGAUAUAUUAUUUGUAAAGGAUAGCAAGAAAAUAAAUAAUCUUGUAAAGAAAUACUUUACUUUUGAAAAAUAUAAUAACAUUAUUACAACUGAUAUGGUGAAGAAUUUUAUAUUUUGUAAAAGUGUUACUAAUUGGAAGCAAGAUGAAGAAAAUAUAAAAUUGAAAGAUAUCCUAUUGGACUGUUUUACUAAAAUUUGUGAACUGAAACCAAAUGAAGAUUCAGCCAUAUCAUGGAUAAGCAAAUGGCUUAACCAAAAGGGGAAGGAGAUAAAUGAACAAGUAAGAAAUAAAGAGGAGGUACAAAAAAAAAAGGAAAUGCUGGAUUUGUUCAAAAAUAAGAAGCAGAGAAAAGAAGGAGAAAAAAAAACAAAUGAAUCAAAAAAAAUAAAUCACAAUGAGGAUAAUGAAAAAGAUACAAAUGACAAUUUUAAUAUAUCAUUGAAACAUACUGUUGAAGUGAUAAAACAAGAUACGUGUAAUAAAAAAUUUGUGUUAAUACAUCAGAUCUGGAUGGACGAAGAUACACAGGGAAGUGAAGACAGGGAUAAUGAAAGGGAUAAGUUAAAAAUUAUAAAACAUCUUGAAAAAUUAAAUUAUGUUAAUUUAAAUUUUAGCGAAUUAUGUGAAAAAGAAGAAAAAAAUAAUACUCUGCUUGGAAAAAAAAUUGAAUACACUAAGAGGAAAUACAAACAUUUAACCGUUGACUUAAUAAAACGUAUUUUAAAAGAAAAUAUAGAUGUAAAUAAGUCGUAUAGUAAUUACAUAGUAACAGGUUUUAAAAAUAUUGUAGAUUAUUCUUACCUAACUAGGGAGGAUAUAAUACCGAGCUCCUUUUGUGUAUUAGUCGUCAGGGGAGGGAAACAUCUCCAUAGGGAUGAAUCAGGCGAAGAAGACAGAACGACCAUAAAAUACAAACCGUUCUUAGAACUUUUGCAUAGGGAAAACCAGAAUGGAAAUGAUGACUAUGAGAAUGACAAAAGUGGAUAUUUGUUAAGGACGUUUUUAAAUAAAGGAAAAAUAUUAAUAUAUAGAAAUACACAAAAUUAUUUCUGUGAAUUUAUAAAAUUGUUUCAAAAUGAAAUUGUUCUCUUUUUUGGAAUAAACACUAAUCAUAUAAAAAAUAUAAUUUUAUUCCUUGUACAUAAUUAUAAUUAUUAUUUUAUAAAAUAUGAUAUGUUAGUUAAGGAGGAAAAGAAGAAGAAAAGAAAAAAACAUAGUAAUAACAUGCAUGUGUGUGAUGGUCAAAAUUAUUCAUCUUCUGCUAACUUGUUUUCUAUUCUAAUUGAAAAAAUAAUGAUUUUAAUGAACAGAGAUUAUAGGAAGUUUAUUUUAUGUAAUUUUUUCCUUACCCCACAGCAGUUAGAAGUUCUAAAUCAGAGAGUUAACUCUAGGUUGAUUUUCUUCCAUUUUAAGUGCAAAGUUGACGUGGACUCACGAGAGAUUGCCAAGGGGGGAAGACUCAUAUUAUCACCGCUGUACGGGAGGGGAAAUAACAAAAAAGGGUUGAACAGUGGUGUGGUGAGUAGCAGUAUGAUGAAAAGCACCAUGGUAAAAGACAGCGCGCCAUAUUAUUGCAUGCGUACCAGUGCAAAAAUAGUAGAAGACAAAGACUUCAUUACAUUUACUAUUAAAAAUGAUGCAGAAAAGAUGCUGGACUGUACAUCCUUUCUAUUUGAUAUAAUACAAGUAGCAAAAAGGAAAAUAAUCCUUAUUUGUAAUUUAACGACUGCAAAUGUAAAUUUCAUAGGUCUCUAUCUACAGUAUGAAUAUCCUAAUAUUGCAUUUUGCGACUUGGAUUUCAUAAAUGAACAUGACAGGUAUGUGGUUGAGCAGAGCUCACUAGGAACACUUGUGGAUGAUGCAUUUUAUACAGAAAAGGGGAAUAGUAAAAACAUAAGUAGUAUAGAUGUAAUAAUAAAUAAAAUGAAAAAUGUUUGCUCUAAAAUGAAUGCAAGCUAUUUUGUUUUUUCAAACUUCCCAUGUAAUUUACAGCUUGAGGAGUAUCAAAAAUUGCAAUUUUUUUUUGACAUAAAAUUAUGUAUCCUGAUAAGUAAGCAGGGGGAUAGCUGCAUAGGUAGUACAAACAUUUCGGGUUUUUGCGAAUGCCCACUUUCUACCUUAUUCUAUUAUUUCGAUAGCAGGGGGUGCUUGUUGAUGAUAGACUUGGGAGAAGCUAGUGUAGUGGGAGAAGCGAGUGUAGUGGGAGAAGCGAGUGUAGUGGGAGAAGCGAGUGUAGUGGGAGAAGCGAGUGUAGUGGGAGAAGCGAGUGUAGUGGGAGAAGCUAGUGUAGUGGGGGUAGCAAAUGUAAUGGGAGAAGCGAGUGUAGUGGGAGAAGCGAGUGUAGUGGGAGAAGAGGGAAGACCAGAGGGGAUAAAGAAUAUCCACAGUGAUGAAACUGCAGAGCAAACUAGCAGCAAUUCGGGGGUAAUAGAAGAGAGGGGGAAAGGAGUAGGUAUAAGUAUUGAUAGAGAAAAAUGCGUAGUGCAAAACAAAUUAGAUGGUAAUAUUUUGGUGCAGACGUCUCAUGAGGAGUCUAUUACAGUAAAGAGGAGUACAACUGACAAUAGUAACAUGGCUAGUCACAAAAAAAAUGGGAAAAAAAAAAGUGAAGUGGGUGAAUUAAAUGAUGAGAUAAAAAAAAAAAUAUUAAAAAAAAUUGAAGAGAGAAUAAAGCCCAAACUGAUUUGUUAUUAUGCUUCUGAUAAUUAUGAUUUAAAAAAAUUUUUAAAAAAAAAAGUUAAGAACAAUAAUCCAAAUAAUAGUACCUCGUUUCAUUAUAUGUCUUAUGAAAACGUAAUAAAGGAAUUCAUAUUAUUGAGUGAGAGAUGGCCAAAAAUAUAUUUAAAAAAAAUAAUGAAUGAUAUAAAAACGAGGAAGCAAAAAAUGAAAAAUGAAAUAUACUUAAUAAUUUUAGAAAAUGUUUUAAAACAUUCAAGUAGUUACUUAUUUUCAAAUAUUAUUUUGUGUAAUAUACCUCUUUUAAAUGACUUAGAUGAAUAUGUGUUGAACAGAUUUUUUAAUUUAAUUGAGUUUAAAAAAAUAAUUUAUUUUGUUCAUUAUACCAAAUCGGAACCAUUAACAUGUGAAGGUACACACCCUCUAGUUUUCAAUGAAGAUAGAAUAAUUCUGAACAGUAGUCCAAAGGCGGGUACUAACUUUUGUUUAGAACCUAGCAUGGAGAAUGAUCAAUGGAGUAACAGCGAUAAUGUUGAUGAAGACGGAAAAUUCAUUCUAGCUAAAGAAGCUAGCAACAAUUGGAGCACCAGAAUGGGCAGUGAUAUGAACAGGUCGAUGAACGAACAAGUCAUACACGGAGGUGACAGAGGUGUAUGUGAAGCAGAUCCGAGUAAUAAUAAUGGUAAACAAGGGGUGGGGGAAAAGAAUGAAGAAGGGAAUAAUACCCCGCCAAACGACGAAGUAGGAAGUAGUGAAGAGGGAAAUAGCGAAGGGGAAAAAGGACGGCACAACAGCAGCAACCGCUCAAGUAGCAAUGGGCAAAAAGAACAGCAUAACAGUAGAGACCGCUCAAAUAGCGAUGAGAUAAAACAACAAUAUAACAGAAAAAGCGAGAGAGUAAAAAAGUUGUUCAUGCAAAAAUACUCGGACGUUGAACAGAGCACAAUAUAUAUAAAUAAAAAGAUGCCACGUAACACUGACAGUUUGUACUUCCCCCAAAUAAUCCUUGUGUUUAUUCCGCAAAAUGAACAAUUACAAAUGUAUAUAUCAUCACUGUUAUGUUCUAAUUUAAAAAAUUAUACGCCUAUUAAUACAGCGAGCCUGAUUCGUGAAGAGAUGAUUAAGGCAAAAAUAAAAGGUAAAUUUCAGAGUUUUCAGAGAGGAAGGGAGGAAGCACAGGAAAGGGGAAAAAUCGUUAGCAGCAUUAGUACUACCACUACUGCUACUAGUAGUAGUACUACUGUUGACGAAAAGGAGAUUCGAAUGCGCACCUUUCAUUCCUUGUUUGAAAAAAUAAAAAGUGCAGACAGUAACAUAUUGUUAACAGGUUUUCCAGUUGUAAUGAAUAAAAACGAUAAUGAAAGUAGUAACGAUAAUAGUAAUAAUGAAGAUUGGAACCGUGCUAAUGGUACCCCUGAUAGUGGUAACCAUAACUGCUGUAAUAAUAAUAUGAGUGAUUACUUUUACCAACUGAACUUUUUAAAAAUUUUCAAAAUUCAUGGCAUCAUAUCUCUUCUAUUUGAUGAUAACUAUUUGAAAAGUAUUUGCCCUUCGCCUGAAAACAUUUCUAUAGACAAGUAUAACGAAAUAACAGAGCUGAUGCAUAAAGAUCUAUAUCACAAACAUAAAUUCUAUUCUGACAAAAUAGGCAAUCAUGAGAACCUAAAACACGCGCUUGAGGUGGUUAAAACGUUCUUUUCUAAGUAG
This is a messenger RNA of Plasmodium malariae, 5550 nucleotides long. RefSeq names its product nucleoside diphosphate kinase, putative. Lineage: Eukaryota; Apicomplexa; Aconoidasida; Haemosporida; Plasmodiidae. The transcript is spliced from 7 exons. The record is from RefSeq and is a predicted model, not a curated record. The coding region runs from base 1 to 5550 and encodes 1849 amino acids. Gene Ontology annotation, molecular function: nucleoside diphosphate kinase activity.